AUGGCCUGCUGCUACGCAGGCCGUGCUCCCGCGACCUGCAGCAGCAGCAGCAGCAGCAGCAGCAGCAGCAGCAGCAGCAGCAGCAGCAGCAGCAGCAGCAGCAGCACAGCAGCAGCAGGAGAUGGAGCAGCAGCAGGAGAUGGAGCAGUAGAAGUAGUAGGUGUAGCAGUAGCAGCAGCAGCAGCAGCAGCAACAGCAGCAGCAGCAGCAGCAGCAGCAGCAGCAAACAAGAAGAUAUUCAACUGGAAACACGAUACCACUAUCAUCAUCACUCAGCAGCAGCAGCAGCAGCAGCAGCAGCAGAAGCAGCAGCAGCAGCAGCAGCAGCGCCACAACAACCACCACCACCUCAACCACAACAACAACCACCACCACCACCACCAUCAGCACCAUCAGCAGCAGCAGCAGCACCACCACCACAACCACCACCACCACCACCAGCAGCAGCAGCAGCAGCAGCAGCAGCAGCAGCAGCAGCAGCAGCAGCAGCAGCAGCAGCAUAUAUACCAAGAAAAUUAG
Messenger RNA from Eimeria mitis, 519 nucleotides. RefSeq lists its product as uncharacterized. The coding region runs from base 1 to 519 and encodes 172 amino acids. The transcript has a single exon. NCBI's taxonomy places the organism in Eukaryota, Apicomplexa, Conoidasida, Eucoccidiorida, Eimeriidae. The record is from RefSeq and is a predicted model, not a curated record.